AACAGACCCUUGAUUUCAUUUGCUUCACCUUUCCCCAAAACCAGGUAUAUAAACAACAACUGAAAAUGAAAAGGGAUAACCUCCAAUUAAAUUCUGACGUCUUCUCUUUCUUUCUUUGUUCGUUCAAACAAUUCAAUGGUAGUUCAAAAGCGUGUCCAUUUUCUUAGCUUGACACCAUUUCUCCCUUGUCUGUCUUGUCUGCAAAGCAAUCCAAUUCCUCUUUUCAAUAACAUUCACAUCAUCUCUCUUUCCUCUUUAAUGCAAAUUCCCAUUUCCCAACUGUAUCUCUAGACUAGAUUACUACAUGUAUCGAUCUACACAUUAAUUCAUUUUUCAUUUGUAUUCAUAUAAAAAUAAAGGGGGUUGGUUGCAUUUAGUCUCCUUGAAUUACUUACAUAGGGCUUGUGUUUAUGGACACUGAUCGCUUUCUUGUUCAUGUUGUUGGCGGUGGCUUUUGAUCUGUCUCAUUGACACGUGUGGCGUCUUCAUCCUCUUGCUAUAUUUCUCUCUGUGUUAUGAAGAAGCCCCGUUGUGACUUUUUAUUUUCUUCCAACUUGACUCUUUCGUCUUCCUCUUCUUCUUUCUCAUGGGAUUUUCUUGAUCCCAUUUUUAUCCAUUCUGUGAUUGGUGUUGCGAAAUUGAGGAGUUCAUGGGGAGCAUUGAUUAUGGCAAAUGUGUCUUUCCCUUGACUAGUUUGCAAAUCGGGGACUUGCAGUCCUAUCUUUCACAUCUUUACGUUUUCCUUGCACCUGAGAGUAAGAGAUUAUAUAUCUUGGUGGACAACCGUCCAUGGCUUAGAGAUCUUGUCUCUAAACCUGCACAGUUAUGGCAAUUGAUGGUAACCAAGUCCAGGUUAUCUCCCUUUGCAAAUACCAGAGGGCGGAAACAAAGGAAGGAUAAUGGAGAUAUAUUGGAUAUAAAAUCUAAUGAGUUUAGCCCGAGUGAAUCAGAAAAUGCGAGAAGAUGGUUUCCUUUUAUUGAUGCUGCAACUUUGGCCAAGAAGAAGGAAUUAUUACCUGUAAAGAAACUGAGAAACUCUUUGAUCUUGAAUAACAAAUUGCAUAGGACUUUGUAUGGGUUCAUUGUGUUUGAAGUUGCGUGGAAUGAUGUGCGCGGUAUAAAUUAUUUCAAUGAGCUUCAGACAGAUACAUCACUUGCCAUAGAAACAAAAUUCAUGAGAAGAUGGGAAUUUGAUAGUGUAGCUCAAGCUGCUAGAUGCGUGUCUUCAUGGUUUUCUGGGACUGACACAGAACAUCGUCUCCUGAAAGUGUGUUUGGAAUCUACUAUAGGAGAGGUAUUUUAUGAUUCUCAAGACAAUUUUCGGGUGAAUUCCGAUGUGGCUGACAGUGAUGUUUCUGCGGCCAAUUCGAGCGACGAGGAUGAAUCUCCUUGCGGUUCUAUUAGAAGUUUCAGUACGUACCCUGCUACAGAAAAUGGUGAAAUUUCUCUGCAUACACCAACUCUACUUGAUGAACCUCACAAGAGAAGAAAACUUCUGAAGUCUAUCAGUAAGCGAUUCAAUGUUGAUAUGCUCUCUGAGGAGCCCUUUUCUGAAACUAUUGAAUCACAACUACAUGGUGGGCCCUCUUACAGAAGUACUUCUGAAGACAUUGAAGCCUGUCAGUACAAGGAUGUUUUGCUUUUGUUUCGGUUUAAUGAUCGUGAUCUCCCUUUCAAACUAAGAGACAUCAUUCUUUCGGAUUUACGGUUGCUUAGACUACUGGAAGCUGGGCUUCCUUCAUGGGUCAUAUUUCUCCAGUCCUAUCCAGUACUUUGCCAUAUUUAUCGCCCAUGGAUGUGCCCUCUAGCAAGAUUCUUAUAUGUCGUAAUCUCUGUAGUUACUGUCCUGAUUGGAUUUUAUGAUCUAUACAAAAAUGUACCUGUACUCAAAGCGACAGCAUCUAGUUUGUUUGGCCCACUUUUUGAUUGGAUUGAAACAUGGGAAAUGGUAUCAAGAAUUCAAUACUUGGGGACCAUGCUAUUUCUGCACAAUUUUCAGAAGGCUUUCAGGUGGUUCCUCAUGACAACGCGUACUAUUCGGUCAUUUUUCUCUGUUCUCACACAGCCAAUGGCCGGUCCACUUGUUGAGUUUGUGGGAUUCUUCCUUCCUUACUCUAAUAUGUGUGCACAAAUUAUGGAAGAUCUCUUUUCCGUAAUAUGGUUUACAGUCGGAUCUUCAUAUGCUCUGGUGGGAAAAAUCAUUGAGAUUUUAUUACUACCUCUCUGGUAUACGACAUCGUUUGUUUGGAAUCUUGUGAUUUAUUUAUUGUACCCUAUCUUCUGGAUUCUGUGGGAAUUAAUGUAUGCUCCAAUUCGCCUGGUCUUUGGUUUUUCUAGCGUUUUGGGCUUUUUAUGUACUUCUAUAUAUCAAGUGAUAAUGGAUUCAUGGCUGUUCGUGAGUAGCAUAGUUCGAGUCACUUCGCAGGUGGAGACUACAGUGACAUCCAGUGCUGUAUCCGUAUCCAUAUGGCGUUCUCUUUGGAAUGACCUUUUCUCUCAGAUUUUCAAAGCUCUUCGAAGUAUUCUCUAUGGUUUUGUUGCCUUCUUCACAGCCUGCAACAGACACCGGCUAAGUAUCUAUAAUCAUUUGAGUGAUUGUAUACAAAGAUUAUCCCAGCCUGUGAAAAGGUCACACCCUCCAGAACGUGGCCGCAGUCCUCCAUCAUCUGGAGAACAAAUCACAUGGGUGGAUACAGAAGAAGUGCACCACCAGCGAAAAUUUCGGAAGAUAGAUUGAUGAGAGACACCCUUCGCACCUUUAACAUGUACAGCAAAAGUUAACUCCGUCACCAAGAAGGAAGUUUUCCAUUGGUGCCAUGUAGGAUUUAGGAUAUAGUCUAUCUCUUAAAAGGGAAAAUAUCGUUAUAGGAAAUCAAUUUGCUGAGUUAUCUUUGCUUCUUGGCUCUUGCGUCCUGAGGUUUUGUUGUAAUCUGUUUUUUGAUAGUCACCUUAAAGUUUCAGUAUGCGGCCUCCGCUCAGAGCUUGUAGCAUAGCAGAAAAUAUCUUGUAAAUAAUGCAAACAUGGAGAUGCUUUUUGAAAUACAAAUGUUAGAAGUAUCCAA
Molecule: messenger RNA, 3062 nt
Organism: Capsicum annuum
Lineage: Eukaryota; Viridiplantae; Streptophyta; Magnoliopsida; Solanales; Solanaceae
Exons: 10
Coding region: 650-2737 (695 amino acids)
Source: RefSeq, a predicted model, not a curated record